CGCCUAGUUCCUCCUGACUCACGAUUGAGUCAGCGGGGGCGCGCGUAAUUGAUAAUCUCCAAGGCAUAAAACGCGCACACAUGGCUCCGUCCCUUUUUCAAACUGGUAGCCUAUAAAGCCAAAAAACUUCACACAAGUCGCCAGACAAGAGAAACACAAUUGGAGCAGUGGAUGUAAAGCCAAUUUAAAUCCAAGGGAACUUGAUACAGGUAAAGAAACACAAUGGAGCUGAAACCUUUACUGAGGAAAGUGGGCUCAACAAUCUACGCCAUCUUCACUUUCCUCUUCGCUCUGCUGGUCCUGGGCGUGAUGGUGUGGGCCUAUGUGGAGGGUUUCCAGCUGGCGACCUCCGUGUAUGGAAUCAUCACCUUUGGCUUUUAUGGACUACUCCUCGCAGUCCAUGUGUUGAUUCAGAGCUUCUUCGCCUUCAUUGAGCACCGGCGAAUGAGAGCUUAUAAAGAGCCAUGCACUUUUAACAAAACCAUCGGCUUCACGAUAUCCGCUUACCAGGAGGACCCUAUCUAUCUCAGAGACUGCCUUAACUCCAUCAAGGCUCUAAAUUAUCCUCCUGAGCUGCUGCGCAUCAUCAUGGUGGUAGACGGGAACUCCAAUGAUGACAAAUAUAUGAUGGAAAUGUUCAGAGAGGUGUUUGCUGACCAAGACCCUGGCUGUUAUGUGUGGAAAAACAACUAUCAUACAUGGGACCCCACCCAGGUCCAGGAUGUGGAAAUGGCAGCAGAAAUGGGCCCAGGGGGUGAUGCUGAUUAUGUUAUAGGGGAGGAUCCACAGAGAAAAGCUGUAGAGCGCCUCAUCCAGAGCAAGAAGUGUGUGUGCAUCAUGCAGAAGUGGGGCGGCAAGCGGGAGGUGAUGUACACAGCGUUUAAAGCCCUCGGAUCAUCAGUUGACUAUAUACAGGUGUGUGACUCGGACACUAAGCUGGACCCUCUGGCUACCAUGGAGCUGUGUAAAGUGUUGGAGAGCAACCCCAAGUAUGGCGCUGUGGGAGGAGAUGUGAUGAUCCUUAACCAGAAAGAAAGUUUUAUCAGCUUCAUGAGCAGUCUUAGGUACUGGAUGGCUUUCAACAUUGAGAGGGCCUGCCAGUCCUUCUUCAACUGUGUGUCAUGCAUAAGUGGUCCUUUGGGUCUGUACAGAAACGACAUCCUCCAGCAGUUUCUGGAGUCCUGGUACAAUCAGAAGUUUUUGGGAACUCACUGCACAUUUGGGGACGACAGACAUCUUACCAAUCGAAUGCUGAGCAUGGGCUAUGCCACAAAAUACACAGCCCGCUCCAAAUGCUACACAGAGACGCCUAGUCAGUUUCUGCGCUGGCUGAACCAGCAGAUACGAUGGACAAAAUCUUACUUCCGUGAGUGGCUCUACAAUGCAAUGUGGUGGCACAAGCACCACCUCUGGAUGACCUACGAGUCCAUCGUGUCAGGUAUUUUCCCCUUCUUUGUCACCGCCACCAUCAUCCAGCUGUUUUGGACUGGCACACUGUGGGACAUCCUCUGGGUCCUGUGCUGCAUCCAACUGAUCGGGCUGGUGAAAGCUGCUUUUGCCUGCAUCCUGCGCAGAGACAUAGUGAUGGUGUUUAUGUCUCUGUACUCGGCUCUGUACAUGACCAGCUUGUUGCCUGCUAAGUACUUUGCCAUUAUCACCAUGAACAAAAGCAGCUGGGGGACUUCGGGCCGGCGUAAGAUUGUAGGGAACUAUAUACCCCUCCUCCCUCUGUCAGUGUGGGCAGCCCUUUUAUUAGCUGGGUUUGGUUACACAAUCUACAAGGAGAGUUUUAUGGACUGGUCAACUCCAGCCAAGAUGAAGGAGGCAGAGUUUCUUAUUUUUGGCCUUGCGGUCUACGUGUGCUACUGGCUGUUUAUGAUGUUCCUCUACUUUGUGUGGUUUUUCAGGUUAUGUAGGAAACGCUCACAAAGUUACAAGAUCAGCGUGUAGGUUCGAAGUGAAGAACUAACAGGAGUAGGAUAAUUUAUUUGAAUUAAGUCAUUAUAUUAUUCAGUUGAUACCAUUUAUUUAUUCUGUUUUGCAUUUUUAGUAACUGAUGGACUGAAGCUUUUUAUGCAGCUGCUGAACCAACAACCCCAGAAAACAAGAAAAUAAUUUAUAUUGGUAAUAUUGGUGAAACUUCCAGAUUACCAGAGCGUAUUGAAAAAAGUAAAAAAAAAAAUGAAAAAAAAGAUAUAAGACUAAUAUAUAUAAAGACAAAUGUUUGAUUCAUAUGGAGAUGCUGUUGCACAUUUAAAUGACAGUACUCAAGGGGUAAUGGAUCUUGGGUUAUGUGUAUGCAUAUUACUUUAAUGACACAAAGAACCCCGCUCACGGACUAUGUUAAUUUAGUGACCACUGUUGUUUUUGCACUGGAUCCUGGAUUGCACUUAAUGCAGCAUUGCAGACCUACUUGAAAAUACUGUUAUAGAUGGUAGUUAUGAUACUGCACAGUGGAAAAAAUGUAAACUGUAUCUCUCAAAAAAAAA
Molecule: messenger RNA, 2489 nt
Organism: Larimichthys crocea (large yellow croaker)
Lineage: Eukaryota; Metazoa; Chordata; Actinopteri; Sciaenidae
Gene: has1
Product: hyaluronan synthase 1
Exons: 5
Coding region: 223-1950 (575 amino acids)
Biological process (GO): polysaccharide biosynthetic process; hyaluronan biosynthetic process; extracellular matrix assembly
Cellular component (GO): plasma membrane
Molecular function (GO): hyaluronan synthase activity
Source: RefSeq, a predicted model, not a curated record